Messenger RNA from Talaromyces marneffei, 594 nucleotides. RefSeq lists its product as uncharacterized. The transcript has 3 exons. Lineage: Eukaryota; Fungi; Ascomycota; Eurotiomycetes; Eurotiales; Trichocomaceae. Bases 1 to 594 code for a protein of 197 amino acids. The record is from RefSeq and is a predicted model, not a curated record.
AUGCUUGCUCAGGCGGUGCUCUAUCUUGCAUGGAUGGUCAGUUUGGCAGCUAGUCAGGGAAUCGACCCCAACUCUAUUCCUCUCUCUACUCGGGACCAAUGGUGCGAACAGCAACAAUCGUCGUGUCCUCUGAUCUGCCUCCAACUUCCCAACGGCACUGCCGAUACACAGAGCAACACCUGCGACGCUACCACCCUCAACUAUUCCUGCGUCUGUAGCAACGGCCAAACCCCCAACUCCAGCGAAUACUCUCUAACAAUGCCCUACUUCAUCUGCACCGCGGUCAACAUCAAAUGUCAAGCCGACUGCAACGGUGACUCCGCCUGCCAAGCAGCCUGCGUCCAAAACCACCCUUGCGGCGCCCAGGAACCCAAACGUUACAACAUCACUACUACCGCGGCGAGUGCCACGGGUUCCGCCACGAGUACCAGCAGUGGUGAUGUCAUCUACACUGGAUUCGGCACUGGGUCGGCUUCCGUUGCGACUGGAGGAUCGAUGGGUGCCAUGAGACCAUUUUUGAGUGAAUUUGGCCAGGUUUAUGGACUUUUCAUGGUUGCCGCUGGUUUGGUAGGUGGUUUUGCCGUUGUUCUAUAA